This is a messenger RNA of Thelazia callipaeda (thelaziosis nematode), 360 nucleotides long. The record is from the annotation of a GenBank genome assembly. Lineage: Eukaryota; Metazoa; Nematoda; Chromadorea; Rhabditida; Thelaziidae.
AUGCCUUGUAGUGUUUGCGUUUGGUUUCUCAUCACUGAACAUCAUGUUUAUUGCUAUAAGUUCUCUAUUCCUGUCAGCAAAUACAUUGGCAAUUUUCGGAAUUGCAUAGUUCUCGUGUUCUCAUCUUUAGAUCGCGAAAAAAAUAUGCAAAAUCGGCAGCAGCUUGAAGGUCAAUUAACAGAGAACAAAUUGGUGAAGACUGAACUUGAUCUUUUAGAAGACGAUGCGAAAGUGUUUAAAUUGAUUGGUCCUGUACUGGUUAAGCAAGAUAUUGUAGAAGCAAAGCAGAAUGUUGAAAAACGUUUAAACUAUAUUACAGCAGAAAUGUAUGAUUUGCCAUAUUUAGUUCUUAGUUUUUGA